This is a messenger RNA of Mycetomoellerius zeteki, 4848 nucleotides long. Its product is annotated as insulin receptor. The coding region runs from base 455 to 4672 and encodes 1405 amino acids. The transcript has 7 exons. The record is from RefSeq and is a predicted model, not a curated record. Gene Ontology annotation, biological process: positive regulation of phosphatidylinositol 3-kinase/protein kinase B signal transduction; positive regulation of MAPK cascade; multicellular organism development. Lineage: Eukaryota; Metazoa; Arthropoda; Insecta; Hymenoptera; Formicidae. Gene Ontology annotation, cellular component: axon; insulin receptor complex; plasma membrane. Gene Ontology annotation, molecular function: insulin receptor activity; insulin receptor substrate binding; ATP binding.
GGAAACACCCCUGUGAGUUUGAAACCGGGUUACCCGAAGCCCGUACGGGGGAGGAAGAAUCUGAGAAGGUUCACGCGAGCCUGGACGAGCGCAGACGAUCGAUCGAUUACCUCCUUGGAGGAAGAGGAGAAGGCGGAGGAGGAAAACAAGAGCGCGGAAUAACCCAGAGUGUUUUUCUCGUAGGGGUUUCUCGCGUCGUUUUUAAUCCGCAGUCUACUAAUUACCGCCUUUGAGAAGCCCAAGAAAAAGGUCAAACAAUCGAACGCGAGCAAGGCUGUGUGAGCAGGAGAGGAAAAAGUGGACGAAGGAGAAUAGGGACGAGCUCGCAGGGUCGACUAUCAAUCGUCGAUCAAUCAAAGAAAACGAAAGUGGUGGUCGGGGAGGCACGUGGGGAUAAGGUCGAGAACGUUCAACGGGAGGCUUUCAAACGCGCCGUGUUCAAUGAGACAAGGAGAUGAAGACGAGGAAGUCGCUGCUGCCGAUCGUUCUGUUGUGCGUGACGAUGGUGGGCCUGGCGCUCUGCCAGGAGAAAAGGUGGUCGAAAGCGGGUAUGAAGUACCGAGAUAAAAGCGCCAAGGGCAAGUACGAUCCUGAUUAUGCGGACAGGACGAGGGAGGACUCCGAAGAGGAGUUUUACUAUGAUCGAAGCUCAACGGCUACUGGCUAUUACGAGUCUGGAUCUCUCGACGCCUUGGCCGCUUACAGAAAUAACAGAGCAAUCGAUACUUCCAGAUCUAUGGAUAUCGGGUCGAAAAACAGUCAACAGUCUAGUCAAUCGUCGAAUCUGCCCAAAUCGCAUACAAAAUCGAGCGAAGAGGUAGGACGAGAGAAAGGACGAAGGCACAAGAAUAUGACAAUCGGAGACGGUAUCUGUCAGAGCAUAGAUAUUAGAAACAGUGUUGACACUUUCGCGGUAUUAAAAGACUGCCGUGUGAUCGAGGGCUUUCUGCAAAUCGUAUUGAUCGAAAAUAACACCGAGGCGGAUUUCGAGAACGUUAGCUUCCCGGAGCUGAGAGAAAUCACUGGUUAUUUUCUUUUAUAUCGCGUGGAAGGUCUGAGAAGUCUCAGCAAACUCUUCCCAAAUCUCGAAGUCAUCAGGGGCGACAUACUCCUCACAGACUACGCUUUCAUGAUUUAUGAAAUGAAGAGCAUGCAGGAGAUCGGCCUCAUCAACCUGACAAAGAUAUCCCGGGGUGGCGUGCGCAUAGAGAAGAAUCCCGCUCUCUGUUUUACAAAUACCGUGAAUUGGAGCCUCAUCGUUUCGGCCGGCGAAAACUUCAUCAAAGAUAACAGAAACGAACAGAGUUGCCCGCAUCAUGUGAAAGGAUGCUCUCAAUGUCCUGGCAGUUACUGCUGGACUGCCCAACGUUGCCAAAAGUUAGAGAGACCAAGGUGUCAUGAACAAUGUCUCGGGGAAUGUUACGGUCCAAGUGAUACCGAAUGUUACGUCUGUAAGCAUUAUCGACACGAAGGAAGAUGCAUUGAAAGCUGUCCCCUAAAUUUAUACGCAUAUCUCUCGAGACGGUGCAUCAGCAAGGACGAAUGCCAAAACAUGAAUCAUAUCAGAAGAUUUUCUAAAUUGGAGGAAAUACAGAUAUGGCGACCUUUCAAUAAUUCCUGUGUCACUCAAUGUCCUGAUGGUUUCGAGGAUUAUGUCGAUGACAAAAAUGUAACAAAUUGUCGGGUUUGCAAAGGACAGUGCCGUAAAAUCGCAAAAGGUGCUAUUAUACGCCAUAUUUCGGAUGCACAAAGUUUUCGCGGUAUAACGGUGGUGAAAGGGGCUCUGGAGUUUCAAAUUAGAAAUGGUAAUCCAAAUAUAAUGAAUGAAUUGGCGGAUGCAUUCGGUUUAAUCGAGGAGAUAACCGAAUAUCUGAAGAUAACGCAUUCUUUUCCAAUCACAUCGCUGAAUUUCUUCAAGAAGCUGAAAGUGAUCAAGGGUGAAAAUUUAGACAUUAACAACGCGAGUUUCGUGGUUCUGGAUAAUCCAAAUCUCUCCUCCCUUUUCCCGCUAUCCCAAAAGAUAACGAUAGAAACCGGCAGGCUGUUCUUUCAUUACAAUCCCAAGCUCUGUCUAUCCAAGAUAGAGCAGUUCGGUAAAAUGGUGAAUAUCACUAACUUCACAGAUCUUGAGGUCCAACCAGAGUCAAAUGGUGACAAAGUUGCUUGCAAUAUCGUCAACAUAAACAUCACGGUGAAAAAGCGAGAUGCGGAUCACGUCAUUUUGAGUUGGGACAGCUAUAAGCCACCAGAAGGCCAACAGCUGCUAAACUAUCUGUUAAGUUACAUAGAGACCGAGAACGAAAAUAUAACGUACGAGGCGAACGCUUGCGGUAAUAACACGUGGCAGAUAGUGGAUGUUGGUAUACCGAGUUGGAAUUCAACCGUUUCGAAGUAUAUUACGAAUUUAAAACCGUACACAAAAUAUGCCGCGUAUGUGAAAACAUUCACAACAAGAAACAAAAAUUCUUCAAGUUCCUUCGUAACUCCGGUGGGUCAAUCGAACAUUAUCUUUUUCCGAACGAAGAGCGCGAUACCUUCGGUGCCGACGAACGUGAGCUCGAUCGCAACAAGUGAUAGCGAAAUUCUACUCAAAUGGGGUCCACCGGUGUAUUCGAACGGUCCUAUAGGCUACUAUAUGAUCUCCAGCACGAUUCGAUUGGAUGAUGAGGAACUGAUCGCCUCGAGGGAUUACUGUAUUGAUGCUUUAGUCAACGAAGCAAAGGAGAUUAAGGACGCGAAGAUUUCUAAGCAGUUUGAAAUAUUCUGCCACAAGAAUAUGACUAUCAGUCAUUUAUCGCCCGGUUGGAAGGAUUACUGCGUUUUUAAUGACUAUAAUUCGCCGGAGAGUAAAUUUUAUGAUGUGACAAACAAUUUAUCCACUUUAACGCAGGAAGGACAAAAAACUGCGACAGACGUUUCGGUUAACGCUGGUAGCAGCAUCACGAGUAGCCAAUUGCAUGAUGAGAUGUACAUAUACAACGUAAGUGCGCAAAAUACUUCAUAUAUUUUGAAGAACUUGCACCAUUAUUCUUUAUACACCAUCACAAUUGCUGCGUGUGGUGUCAAAGACAGCGACGCACCAAUGUGCUCAACAAUUCAAUAUGCGAAUGUCCGGACGUUGAAACGACCAAACGCGGACGAUGUUCACAACGUGAAGGUUCAUGUGACUAACAAUACGAUAAUCGAAGUCACUUGGGAAUCAGUCAAGGAUCCAAACGCAUUCACUGUCUCGUACACCAUCGAGUACACAAAUAUGGACGUAAAGGAUGCGAAGAAGAGUACCGAGUGCAUACCGUACAUUGGGCACAGGGAAAAAUAUAUCAAUCAUUUUAUCAGAAACCUCAGUCCAGGUAGAUACAGCCUGAGAAUGCGUUCCACGUCACUAGCGGGUGACGGCAUCUUUACCAAUACAAUUUAUUUCUCAGUCGGUUUAUCGGAUAACAAUCGAAUAAUGAUGGCAACGCUGUUGAUUCUAGCUGUGUUAAUCAUCACUGUGAGUUCGAUAAUAUUCCUUAUUAGGAGCCACCAGAAGAAGAAAACACAGGAGCGAUUGAUAGCCAGCGUGAAUCCAGAUUAUAUCGAGACUAAGUAUGUUGUUGAUAGCUGGGAAGUACCUAGGGAGAACGUCGAGAUUCUGGAGGAGCUCGGUUUGGGCAAUUUCGGCAUGGUGUACCGAGGAUACCUGGAUGGCACCGGACAAGUAGCAAUUAAAACGAUCUCUGAAACCGCCAGCCAACGAGAAAAGAACGAGUUCCUGAACGAGGCCUCGGUCAUGAAGAACUUUUCGACAUGGCAUAUCAUCAAGUUGCUAGGCGUAGUCUCCAUGGGCAAUCCGCCAUUCGUCAUAAUGGAGCUCAUGGAGAAUGGCGAUCUAAAGACGUACCUGCGGAGGAUACGUGACACUCAGAUGGUGCCGAACGCAUCCAGGAUAAUGAGAAUGGCCGCGGAAAUCGCCGACGGUAUGGCCUACCUGGAGUCAAAGAAAUUCGUGCACCGUGAUCUAGCCGCCCGCAAUUGCAUGGUGUCCAAAGACCUGGUCUGCAAGAUCGGCGACUUUGGCAUGGCGAGAGAUAUUUACGAGACCGAUUACUAUAAGAUCGGCAAGAAAGGUCUGCUGCCGAUACGCUGGAUGGCGCCGGAGAAUCUUUCCGAUGGUGUAUUCACAUCCGAUUCGGAUGUGUGGUCAUUUGGUGUCGUGCUCUACGAGAUACUCACUCUCGCCGAGAUACCCUAUCAAGGUUUCUCGAACGAGGAGGUGUUGCAUCACGUGUUACGCAAAGGCAUGCUGAACAUACCGCGGAACUGUCCCGAAACCAUACAAAAGAUCAUGGAGAAGUGCUUCAAGUGGCGGCCCAGUGAACGCCCGACCUUCAUGGAGAUCGUUUCCGAGCUGGAACCGUUCCUGGGCCAGGACUUCUGCGAGAAAUCGUUUUACCACUCCGACGAGGGCAUCGAAAUACGUAGUCUCGGCAUCAAGAAGGUCUACCACAAUGCCGCACCGAUUCGAUUUCAUUGGGGCCACGAGACCGCGAGGUGGGUGAAGGACUUCGAGGACAACGUGACGUUGCUCGAUCAGAUGAAGGCGGGCACCAGCCGAGGACGGAUCUUCAAGAACGGCUUCCAGCACUUCGGUAAUGUAACGAACUUCGAGGAUGUUCCACUCGAUCGAUGAGAUUAGUCGGUAUACCGUUGAGCGGGAAAAAUCAGCGGAAUGAGAUGUAACUGCUUGAAACCGUCUUUGAUCAUAAAAUCCGCGGAAGGACAUGUAGAUAUUAACGUACAAACAAUACUCAGGGCAAUACGCGAGUGGUCUGACAAGGCUGUCGGACAAAAAUAUGUAAAGAUGUU